AUGAAACAGCUUCAGGAACAUCCUUUGAGAACCAAGUCAAUUACUGCAGGGGUGUUGUCGGGGAUCAGUGAUAUAGUUCUCAGAAGCUUACUGGGACUUAGAAACUUCAAUUCAAAUGACUUUCUCAAAGUGUUUCAAUUAAUACUGGAAAAGAUUUUCGAAGGAAAGAAAGAUUCAAAAACUGUGGCAAAUAAGGUUCUGAUUGAACAAUUAACAUCUUCUCCUUUUAACAAUUUUCUUUUCAUGAUUUACUACGGAUUAGUUAUCGAAGGCCAACCUUGGGUGCAUGUGAAAGCUAGAGUGAAGAAGGGUUAUCCAUCGGUGCAAUAUGCAUCAUGGAUGGGGAAUAUUUUUGAACCUUCGAGCACGAUCUACGACAUUGACUAA
Molecule: messenger RNA, 387 nt
Organism: Vicia faba (fava bean)
Lineage: Eukaryota; Viridiplantae; Streptophyta; Magnoliopsida; Fabales; Fabaceae
Source: the annotation of a GenBank genome assembly